GGGUGAGAGAGAGAGAGAGAGAGAGUGUGUGUGUGUGUGUGUGUGUGUUUGUCAGUCCCGCGUGUCUCUCCUCCUUCCUGCUGCUGGAGUUCCGUCAUGUGCCUUACCGGAGAGGAGCGCGUGAACCCGAGCGCGUGAGACAGACCCGGGACUGAAUGCGGACGAAACCGGAACCCCGAUCAGUGCGGUUCUGAUUGGACCGUGUGCUGUUCGCCUGCAGGAAUUCUGGGAGUCUCCUCUGACACCUCCCUCAGGAGCUCCGGAAUCUUCCGCACCAUGAGGAGUGUGUGGGCUCUGUGCUGCCUGGUCCUGGUCCCUACCGCGCUCACACUCGCGCUCCUCCCAGACCUUCAUCCGGACCCGGACCCGGACCCGGGACCAGACCCAGACCCUGACCCUGGUGUAAACAGAACUGGGGGGAGGUACCUCCACAUCGGAGACGGAUCCUCCCUGGAGUUUGAGUUCCCUGAAAACACGAAAGGUGUGAUCGUGAUCUCGAGCCGGUGGCAGAGCUGGAGGCAGACGGUGCGAGUGCGCUCUUUAGAACCGGACGUGCUCUCCAUCCUGAACGUCAGCGACAGCGGCGGUGGGCGCGGCGGCCCGGUGAACAGCUACGUCAUCAGUAUCCGCUCGGGAUUCCCCGGGACGGCUCCGCUACUAAUCCAGCUGCUGGACCUGGGGCGUAGCGCCGAGCCGUUCCUGAUCGAAGAGCGGCGGGAUUAUUCCAUCCGCGUGGCGCCGGGCAGCGACGAGGACGACGUAUCUGCACAGCUCGCUCAUUUCUCAGAGAACCCGGUUCUGUUCGCAUUGCUGCCCCUCAUCUUCGUCAACAAAUGUGCGUUCGGAUGUAAGGUGGAGGUGGAGGUGCUGCGCGAGCUCGUGCGCCGGCCCGUCCCGCUCCUCCUCGGGAUCGUGGGCCAGUUCCUGGUGAUGCCGCUGUACGCCUACGCCGUGUCCCGGCUGGCCGCGUUGCCCAAAGCGCUUGCCCUGGGUCUGGUCAUCACGUGCUCGGCGCCGGGCGGAGGAGGCGGCUACCUGUACAGCCUGUUGCUGGGCGGAGAUGUGACCCUGGCCAUCUGCAUGACCCUAGUGUCCACCGUGUUCGCAACAGCGGCCAUGCCUCUUUCGUCAGCGCUGUACGGGCGGAUGCUCGGCGUCCACGCCGCCCUCCACGUGCCGUUCGUGAAGAUCCUGGGGACGCUGCUGUUCAUCGCCAUCCCCAUCUCGCUGGGUGUCUGCGUGAAGCUGCGGCUGCCUGCGCUCACACGGGUUCUCCUCGCCCUCAUCCGCCCCUUCAGCUUCCUGCUCAUCGUGGGCGGAGUCUUCAUGGCGUAUCAGAUGGGCGCCUCCAUCCUGGCCGACGUGCAGGUCCACAUCGUGCUGGUGGGCGUCACGGUGCCGGUGCUGGGACUGCUGGUGGGCUUCGGGCUGGCGCGCGUGGCCGGGCUCGACGUGCCCCAGAGGAGGACGGUGGCGAUCGAGGUGGGCGUACAGAACAGCCUCCUCGCCCUCGCCGUCAUGCAGCUGUCGUUCCACCGCGCCGAGGCCGACUUCGCUUCCCAGGCGCCGUUCAUCGUCGCGCUCAGCAGCACCAGCGAGAUGCUCCUGAUCGUCCUCGCACAUCUCACACACAGACGGGUCUGCCACACGGACACGACCGACACCGAGACCUAACACACACACUCGCACACACACAGCAACCAAAGACAUUCCUUUUUUUCUAAUCACUGAAUGAACCUUGUGUAAGAGAUUCCUGAUAUUUUUCUAACACGUUUGUGUGUUUUGUACGUUUGUAUCCUGUUUAUAAAUCUGUGUGUGUGAGUGUGUGUGAGUGUUGAGCUCUUUGUGUGGUAUUGGUUGUCUUUGACAAUAUAUGUACUUGAAUUGUGUGUGUGAGUGAGUGUGUGUGAGAGAGAGAGGUGAAUAAACCCAUUUUGAAAGGGA
Molecule: messenger RNA, 1944 nt
Organism: Clarias gariepinus (North African catfish)
Lineage: Eukaryota; Metazoa; Chordata; Actinopteri; Siluriformes; Clariidae
Gene: slc10a3
Product: solute carrier family 10 member 3
Exons: 2
Coding region: 277-1674 (465 amino acids)
Biological process (GO): bile acid and bile salt transport
Cellular component (GO): membrane
Molecular function (GO): bile acid:sodium symporter activity
Source: RefSeq, a predicted model, not a curated record